Messenger RNA from Hippocampus comes (tiger tail seahorse), 1887 nucleotides. RefSeq names its product cysteine and histidine-rich domain (CHORD) containing 1b (gene chordc1b). The transcript is spliced from 10 exons. The record is from RefSeq and is a predicted model, not a curated record. NCBI's taxonomy places the organism in Eukaryota, Metazoa, Chordata, Actinopteri, Syngnathiformes, Syngnathidae. Bases 136 to 1173 code for a protein of 345 amino acids.
AAGAAUCCGAUCAAUCCGGAAGUGAGCAAGGGCAGCUGAGUGAGUGAGCGUCGCGCUGUGAAGCGUCCGCCGCGUCUCCUUGUGCUGCUUUUUUAAGUGUCCGUUUCCGCAUUUAAAAUACAUUUACUCGUCACGAUGUCUACUUUGUGCUACAACAAGGGCUGCGGCCAGCGGUUCGACCCGGACAACAACCCAGACGGCGGCUGCACAUACCACCCCGGCGUCCCAGUGUUCCAUGACGCACUGAAGGGAUGGUCCUGCUGCAAGAGACGGACCGUCGACUUCUCCGACUUUCUCAGCAUCGCGGGCUGCACGAAAGGCCCCCAUAACAAAGAGAAACCCCCCGAGCCGGUGAAGCCUGACGUGACCUCGUCGAAAGAGAAGAAAGACAGAGACGAGCAGAAGCCCAAAUUUAGCGAGUACAUCAUCUCCGCGCCAAAGCCUCAGGAGGCCAUUUGCAGACCCAGUGCCGACGAGCCCAUGGUGAGGUUGCAGCACAAAGUGUCUUCUUCCCUCAAGCAAGCUCUGGAGAAGCUCAAGCUGACUGACAACUCGCACGCACUGAAACAAGAGGACGACAGCAACGAGGUCAAGAUUGGUACAUCCUGCAAAAACGGAGGAUGUACUAAAAGCUACGACGGCCCGGCCAGUGACUCUGACACGUGCUUCUUUCACUCUGGAUUUCCAAUCUUUCACGAAGGGAUGAAGUACUGGAGCUGCUGCAAGAAGAAAACCUCCGACUUCAACUCCUUCCUCUCCCAGGUGGGCUGCACUGAGGGCCAACACCUGUGGAGGAAAAAGGAAGAGGGCAAGAAGGUGGUGCCAUGUCGAUUCGACUGGCACCAGACUGGCUCGCAGGUCAUCAUCUCCAUCUACGCCAAGAACGGCGUGCCCGAGCUGAGCUACGUGGACGCCAAUAGCACCACGUUGCACAUUCGCGUGGUCUUUGAGGGCGAGAAGGAGUUUGAGCAGAAGAUUAGCCUGUGGGGGGUGAUAAACGUGAGCCAGAGCGCAGUCAACAUGAUGGCGGCUAAGAUCGAGGUGGCCAUGAGGAAGUCGGAGGCCAUGUCGUGGGCUCGCCUGGAUCUGCCGCCGCCCGUAGCGCCACCCACGCAGGACCACGAGAAAAAAGGCGACGGUGACAGUGAUAGCAACGAUGAGGAGAAUGAAUGAUAGGACGCGAAAACUUUGGAACUUUUGCAGUCAUAUUCCAUUAUUCCUGAACUUGAAUAGGCACAGAAUGCCAGGUGAUGUCAUCAUGCUGGACGACCACAUUUCUGCUUGACUUUUAGCCCACUUUUUUUUUCAUUCCAGUCAAAAUUUCAGUGCUGAAAGACGAUGGUCAAUCAUGUUUAAAACCCAAUAAAAUGUUAAAAGAACUGAAAUGUAUUUUCUACACCUGAAGGAGAACGAUGGAUUUAAUGUGAUUUUGUCAAGUAAUUUUGUCCUUGAAAUGCAAUAAUGUGAGAAUGUUCAAGAAAAACAAGUUGGUAAAUUGACAACAAACUUCCCUCAAGAAAUGUAACUGGGGAAUUGAGGAUAAUUUUAUUGUAAAGUAUCACCACUCCAUUCACAGCAGGAAUGUUCUAUUAUUUUUGAAUGCAAGUCACGAAAUAGCAGGCUUGCUGCCAUCCAUAAUGCUGAUUACCACCACAUUUCCGCUCCCUUGACUUGAAUGUUUUACCUCAUCAGCACUGAUGUAACAACUUUAUAACCUACAGAAAGAGUUAAAGGAGCUGAAGUUAUUUUCUGCACCUGGAAGCAAAGAAUGGAUUCCACAUGAUGGCUUUUACUCAUGCAAUUGUCUUUCUGUCCUUACGGUGGUGGUUCAGACCAAAAAAAAACAAAAAAAAAACGUUUUUAACAAUGAAAGUACUGUAAUACUCA